Messenger RNA from Dermacentor albipictus, 765 nucleotides. NCBI's taxonomy places the organism in Eukaryota, Metazoa, Arthropoda, Arachnida, Ixodida, Ixodidae. The record is from RefSeq and is a predicted model, not a curated record.
AUGAAUAAUUUCACUAAACCUACGCAGAGCACUGUCGUCGUCCUAUCAGCCAUCGUAGCCUGUGCCUAUGCCGGGGGACUCCUAGGUGGCUACGGCCUCGGUGGUCUCGGAUACGGAGGAUAUAAUCUUGGUUAUGGCGGCUAUGGCCUUGGAUACGGCGGAGGCUUCGGCGGAGGCUACGGCGGAGGCUACGGCGGGGGCUAUGGCGGAGGCUACGGUGGAGGCUACGGCGUUGGCGGCGUAGGCAUCGGCAGCAGUGUUGCUCUUCUUAGUGGAGGUCCUCCCUUCGCCAAAGCCGUGGCCGGACCAGCCUUUGUGAUAAGGACGGUUCAUCACGUGAACAAAGUGAACGGUGGAGGAGCCGUUCUCGCUCACUCUGGCCUUGGUGGCGGUUAUGGAGGCGGCUAUGGAUAUGGCCGUGGUUACGGGUACGGAGGUGGCUACGGCUAUGGUGGAGGCUACGGUGGCUAUGGUUACAAGACCACCGGGGAGGAGGUAUCUCCUGCUAGUGCCUCGGGACCUGGCUUCCACCCUCAACUGCCAAUUCAGAAGUCCUGCCCGCAGGGGGACCAACGGCAACACCCGUCGCUGCCCCUGAAGCACCGGCGACCUCGCAGGCGGCAGGCAUUGCCAGUUGUGCGGUGCGUGUGGGGCUGGUGUCAAGGCCGGCGCCACUCGCGAGGCCAGCCCUCAGCGCGGCUGGCCUCAGGCAGCACCCGGCGUUGCCCCACCGGGCCCGCCAACACCGGUUCCCAGGCCAAGUAA